CAGUCCUUUCUACUUGUGGCAUUCUAGAUUAGGGCACUUGUCUGUUGACCGCUUACGGUCUUUAGCUCAGUCAGGUAUAUUAGGUAAAGUUUAUCCUAGUGAACUUAGUGAAUGUUGAGGGUGUAAACUUGCCAAAAUGACGGCCUUACCUUUUCGUAAAAGUACUUCUAUCUCUGAUACACUGUUUUUUUUAGUUUAUAUUGAUGUUUGGGGCCCUUCUCCUAUUCUCACCAAAGGGGGUUCUGCAUACUAUGUGUCAUUUGUUGAUGACUGCACCCGUUAUACUUGGGUUUAUCUUAUGAGGCAUAAGUCCGAUUUCUAUCAGCUAUACCGUACCUUUCAGUCUAUGAUUACUACUCAGUUUAGGUCUCCCAUUAAAGUGUUACAGUCUGACUUGGGUGGGGAAUAUUUUAAAAAUGAGUUCUGUGAGUAUUUGGCCAAUUUGAGUACCAUUCACCAAACUUCCUGUACAGAUACACUUGUCCAAAAUGGUCGAGCUGAGUGUAAACACCGUCAUCUCCUUGAGACAGCUAGGUCUUUUCUUCUCUCUGCCUUAGUUCUGGCUCCGUUUUAGGAGGAGGCAGUUCUUACUGCUGCUUUUCUUCUCAACCGCAUGCCUACUCUCCUUCGUUCUGGUCAGUCUUCUUAUGAGACUUUGUUCUCCCAAAUUUCUAAUUACUCCUUUCUUCGUGUGUUUGGGUUUUCCUAUUUUGUCCUUCUCCGCAAAGAUCAGACCAAACUUAGUUCCCAGUUUGUCCCAUGUGUAUUUUUGGGUUAUCAUCUUACUCAGAAAGCCUAUCGGUAUUACAACCCUGUUUCCCAUCGUCUUUAUGUCUCCCGUCAUGUUUCUUUUCUCGAACGCCUGCCUUGCUUUCAGCUUCGGCCUAUCACUGCUCCGGUUUCCAAAGAGGAUUUGGCUCACAUUGUUCCAUUUCCUUCUGAGGUCCCUACUGAUGAGUGCGUCUUUACUGUUCCCCAUGAACUUGUUCCCUCUUCUCCUCUUUCUCCCCAUCCUACUCAUUCUCUUCCUUCGUUGUUAGUUUAUUCUCGUCACCAGGCUCUCCCUCCCCCAGUUGUCUCUGCCCUUACUGUUGAUCCUCCUGCUUUUGACGACUCUGAUCCUGCUGCACACCAAUAUCCUACUCGAGAGCGUCAUCCUCCAAAUAGGUUGAGUUGGUCUAAUACAUGUUUUUCUGUUUGCUAUCGUACUUUUUUGUCUACUAUUCAUUCUUUUUCAGAACCUCAGUCUUACAAGGAGGCCUGUCAGGAUGCCACUUGGGUUCGAGCUAUGGAUGAGGAGUUGUUUGUCUUACAGAAGACUAACACUUGGGCAUUGGUUCCGUUGCCUGCUGGCAAGAAUUUGGGACAUGAUUCGGGCUAUACGUGAUUGCAAAACUGCAGCAGAGGAGCGAGCUGUUGUAAGAAAAGAGUGUGCUGCAAUUCGUGCAGCAGUUGAUGAUAAUGAUCAAGAUUAUAGUCAUCGUAAUAUUGCGAAGCUCAUGUUCAUUCACAUGCUUGGUUACCCCACACAUUUUGGUCAAAUGGAAUGCCUGAAGUUAAUUGCAUCUACUGGAUUUCCAGAGAAGAGGAUAGGAUAUCUUGGCCUUAUGUUGCUUCUUGAUGAAAGGCAAGAAGUACUGAUGUUGGUCACAAACUCAUUGAAGCAAGAUCUUAAUCACUUCAACCAGUACAUCGUUGGACUAGCUCUUUGUGCUUUGGGGAAUAUAUGUUCUGAGGAAAUGGCUCGUGAUCUUGCACCUGAAGUUGAAAGAUUGCUGCAAUUUCGAGAUCCAAAUAUUCGGAAGAAAGCAGCAUUGUGCUCUAUAAGGAUUAUAAAGAAAGUCCCGGACCUGGCAGAAAUUUUUAUAAACCCUGCUGCUGCUUUACUUAAGGAAAAGCACCACGGAGUUUUAAUAACCGGACUCCAGCUCUGCACAGAUCUAUGUAAAGUCAGUUCAGAAGCUCUUGAAUGUUUUAGAAAGAAAUGCACAGAGAGUGUGGUCAAAGCCCUAAAGGACAUUGUGAGCAGUCCAUAUGCACCUGAAUAUGACGUCUCUGGGAUUGCAGAUCCUUUUCUCCAUAUCAGAUUGCUCAAGUUUUUGCGAAUAUUAGGCCAAGGAGAUGCAGAUGCUAGUGAACGGAUGAAUGACAUCCUUGCUCAGGUUGCGACAAAAACUGAGUCAAACAAAAAUGCCGGAAAUGCCAUUCUGUAUGAAUGUGUCGAAACUAUCAUGAGCAUUGAAGAUAGUGGCGGUUUGCGGGUGCUUGCUGUCACUAUCUUGGGAAAAUUCCUGUCAAACCGUGACAACAAUAUCAGCUUUUCUGUCAGAUAUGUUGCUCUGAACAUGCUGAUGAAAGCUACAGUAGAUACACAAGCAGUGCAGAGGCAUCGAGCAACAAUCUUGGAAUGUGUGAAGGAUUCGGAUGCUACUAUUCGUAAAAGGGCCCUUGAACUUGUGUUUCUUCUUGUGAAUGAAAGCAAUGUAAAGCCUUUGACAAAAGAUCUUAUUGAAUGUCUGGAAGUGAGUGAUCAAGAGUUCAAAGGAGAUCUUACAGCCAAAAUUUGUUCCAUUGUCGAAAAGUUUUCCGCGGAAAAGAUUUGGUACGUUGAUCAGAUGAUUAAGGUUCUCUCUGAGGCAGGAAAUUUUGUAAAGGAUGAAGUUUGGCAUGCCCUUAUUGUUGUGAUAAGCAAUGCUUCAAACCUCCAUGGAUAUACAGUACGGUUUCUAUACAGAGCAGUCCAAACAGCAGGUGAACAGGAAAGUCUUGUCCGAGUGGCAGUUUGGUGCAUUGGAGAAUAUGGUGAAAUGUUGGUCAAUAAUGCUAGAAUGCUUGAUAUAGAAGAACCAAUGACUGUAUCAGAGUCUGAUGCAGUGGAUGUCAUAGAGAUAGCUAUAAAGUGCCAUAGCUUGGAUCUCACCACUCGAGCGAUGUGUUUGAUUGCUUUGUUAAAGUUGUCUUGUCGCUUUGCUGCUUGUUCACAGAGGAUAAAGGAUAUAAUUGUUCAAUAUAAAGGAAGCUUUGUGCUUGAACUGCAGCAGAGAUCAAUUGAAUUUUGUUCAAUCAUCGAGAAGCAUCAGAAUAUCAGGUCUGUCCUUGUUGAAAGGAUGCCAGUUCUAGAUGAGGCGACUUACAGUGUAAAGAGGGUUGGUUUUUUGCCAAGAACUGUUUCAACUUCGACUGGAGCUUCACUUGAUCUUCCAAAUGGAGUUACAAAAUCAACAACUGCCCCUCUUGUUGAUUUACUAGAUCUAAGUUCAGAUGAUGCACCAGCACCUAGCCCUUCCGAUGGCAAUUUUCUUCACGAUCUUCUUGGUGUUGACUUAUCACCAGCUUCAUCACAACCAG
Camellia sinensis is the source of this 3348-nucleotide messenger RNA. The record is from RefSeq and is a predicted model, not a curated record. Lineage: Eukaryota; Viridiplantae; Streptophyta; Magnoliopsida; Ericales; Theaceae.